Molecule: messenger RNA, 3746 nt
Organism: Rhineura floridana
Lineage: Eukaryota; Metazoa; Chordata; Lepidosauria; Squamata; Rhineuridae
Gene: CEBPZ
Product: CCAAT enhancer binding protein zeta
Exons: 17
Coding region: 407-3541 (1044 amino acids)
Cellular component (GO): nucleus
Source: RefSeq, a predicted model, not a curated record
CCGGGUGAGAGGACGGCACGACUGUCAAAGUUUUCAGAGCCGAGCACGUAACUCGCACUCACGAAAACGCCCAGCUAAGGUAGUACGCCUAUGCCCUUACUUGGGAGUAAGUCCCACUGAACAGAGUAGGGCUUACUUCUGAGUAAGCGUGCGCAAGGCGGUGCUGUUAGGUACUCUCCACGCGUUGCUCUUGUUACCAUGGAGUCGGAGGAAGAGGGCGUUUCGCGCAGCCACGCGCACAGUGCGGAGAAGGGCUCGCCCUGAUUCCACGAGCUGCAUGCCUGCACUGUCUGUAGUUCUCGUCGACCUUUCUUCACCUCAUCAACCAGACCUUUUACUGGAGAGGGCACCGUCAUCACUACUCUCCGGAAGCUAGAGUGGCGCCUGCGUGGUCUGGCAGGAGAAGAUGGCGGCGUUGUCGGAGUUAGAUUGCAAAGAGUCGCAUGAGCGAGAUUGCGAGGAAAAGGCUGAUGAUGGAAGUGGUUUUACUCUGGAGGAGGUGCUGCGCCUCGGGGGGUCCAAACAAGAUUAUAUCAUGCUUGCUGCUUUGGAUGAGACAGAAGAAGUUGUAGAUGGUGGCAGAAAAGGAGCAAUUGAUGAUCUAAAGCAUGGUGAACUGGAGGCAUUUAUAAAUUCACUGGGUGUGAGCAAAUAUUCAAAGCAAUUCCUAUUGGCAGAAGAUGAAAAAGAAGAGGAGGGAACAGCAGCUGAAAGAGAACAAAAGCUACAGAAAAAACAAAAAGUCAACCAAAAGGAAGUAAGCCAAACUACAGUUGAAAAGAAAGAAAACCAAGUGAAAGGAAGUAAAGGAAAAAUACAGUCAAGUAAUGCCAAAGAUAAUAAGAAAAAGCCAGUUCCCAGUAGUACACUGCUGGGAACAAAGAAGGACAAGGAAGAAGUCGUCUUUCAGUUUCAUGAGCGGCAGGUGCUGCUGAUAAAACCGGGGGGCAAAUGGUAUGAUUUGGAGUAUACAAAUGAAUGUUCUGCUGAACCCCAAAAUCAGUCUCUUGUAUUCAAGUAUAAGGCCUUGGCUCAAAAGCUGUACCAACAGGAGGCAGACAUCUACAAGAACAAGACAAAUCUACGGAAAGGAUCAUCAUCUGCUUGGAUGAAAACUGUAGUAUCGUCAGGGACUCUUGCUGACAGAAUGGCUGCCAUGACCCUUCUUAUUCAAGAUACUGCUGUCCACUCACUUCAGUUUAUAGAGACCCUGGUGAAUCUGAUCAAAAAGAAAGGUAGUAGAAGGCAGAGCUUAAUUGCCUUGGAUACUUUCAAAGAGCUUCUCAUGACACAUCUUCUACCAGACAGUCGUAAGCUGCACACUUUCUCCCAACAUCCUUUGGGCUCUCUGGAGAAGCUUUCAAGUGGCAAUAGAGACUCAAGGGACAGGCGCUUGAUUUUGUGGUAUUUUGAGCAUCAGCUGAAGCACUGGGUGGCUGAAUUUGUGCAAGUGUUAGAAUCACUGACUCAUGAUCCCCUGAUGGCAACAAAAACUCGUGCUCUUGCUGUUGCUCAUGAACUUCUUUGUAACAAGUCAGAGGAAGAGAAAGCUUUUCUGGUGCAGUUAGUAAAUAAACUGGGAGAUCCUCAAAACAAAGUAGCCACCAAAGCAUCUUAUCUUUUAGAGACUUUGCUUUAUAAGCAUCCCAACAUGAAAGGAGUGGUGUGUAACGAAGUGGAGAGGCUUCUAUAUAGGUCAAAUAUUAGCCCCAAAGCACAAUACUAUGCAAUCUGCUUUUUGAACCAAAUAGUUCUUAGCCAUGAGGAGAGUGAACUGGCUAACAAACUCAUUACACUCUACUUUUGCUUUUUUGGGUCUUGCAUCAAGAAAAAAGAUGUUGAGUCCAAAAUGCUUAGUGCUCUAUUGACAGGGGUGAACAGAGCUUACCCUUAUGCUCAGACUAGUGAUGAAAAAGUAAAAGAGCAAAUGAAUACUUUGUUUAAGGUGUUGCACCUUGUGAACUUCAGCACUAGCAUCCAGGCCUUGAUGUUGCUAUUCCAAGUAAUGGACUCUAAUCAGACAGUAUCUGACCGAUAUUACACCGCCCUAUACAAGAAGCUGCUGGACCCAGGAUUAGCAGUAUGUGCCAAGCAGUCCAUGUUUCUCAACCUUGUCUACAAAUCUUUGAAAGCUGAUAUAGUACAGCAACGGGUGAAAGCUUUUGUGAAGCGAUUGCUUCAAGUCACCUGUGGUCAGAUGGCACCGUUCACCUGUGGAGCUUUGUACCUUGUGUCCGAACUUCUGAAAAUAAAACCAGGGUUACGGGUACAGCUGCAGGAUCACGUGGAAUCUGAUGAUGAGGAACGUUUUCAUGACCUCGAAGAAGCUGAAGAAGAGAAGGAAAAACUUGUUGGUGCAGAUGAACAGACUAAAAGUAAAAGAACCGGAGAAUCUCCAAAACCAGUUUCAGAAGCUUCAUGGGUACAUCACCACAAUCUAGCAGGUGGCAAGAGUUUGGGUAGCUAUGACCCAUUACAUCGAAAUCCUUCAUACUGCGGAGCUGAUAGAACAAGUUUUUGGGAACUAAAGAAGCUUUCAGAACACUUCCACCCAUCUGUGGCCCUCUUUGCAAAAACUAUUCUAGAGGGGAAUUAUAUUGAAUACUCAGGUGAUCCUCUCCAUGAUUUCACACUAAUGAGAUUCUUGGAUCGCUUUGUGUACAGAAAUCCCAAAGCUCAUAAAGGCAAAGAGAACACCAGCAGUGUGGUAAUGCAACCAAAGAAGAAACAGUUUAUGGGUGAUGUGCGAAAUCUUGCAGUGAAUAGCAAGGAGUUCCUUGCACAAGACGAGACCAAAAUCCCAGUAGAUGAAGUUUUUUUCCACAGAUUUUAUAAAAGAUUAGACAUGGAAAAGGAGAAAAGGAAACCUAGGGGAGAUGAUGAAAGUGUAGAAGAUGUGGAUGACGAUGAGUUUGAGAGAGCACUAGACUCAUUUGAACAAGAUAGUUAUUUUGAUACACUUGUCAAGGAUGACCUUAAUUUUGCUGGUAAUAUAAAAAGCAAAGGGAAGAAUAGCCAAAGUGAUGAGGCGUCGUCGGAUGACUCUGAGGAGGAAGAUUUUGAUGACCUUGAUGAUGAGGAAGUGUCUCUGGGUAGUAUGGAUGAAGACUUUGGAGAAGACCUUCAUGAAGAAGGAGGGACUUUUAUGGAUGUGUCAGAUGAUAACUCUCCAGAUGAAAAUAAAGAGGAUCAUGGCAAGCCUGCCACUAAGAAAGGCAAAAGAAAAAAAGAAAUGGAUUUUUCUACAUCAAUAAAAGGGUCAAGGGGAAACAAGAAAAGAAAACUCAAAGACACUGGCAUUCUUGCUUCUGCAGAACAAUUUGGUUCUUUGCUGGAUGAAAACAUUGGGUCCAAGUUUGACAGUAUUGGGAUGAAUGCAAUGGCUAACAAAGAUAAUGCAAAUGUCAAACAGCUCAGAUGGGAAGAAGACCGUGACAGGUGGAUUCACAAUCGAGAUGUUAAAAGUAUCAUCAAGCAGAAAAAGAAGUUUAGACAUAAAAUGCUGAAAAACAAACACAGAAGUAAAAAGACCAGAAAAUAAACAUAAAAGCUUUUAAUGUCACCUCUUUAAAAGUUAUUUCUACUUACUUCUAGUUUUUGUUGCUUAACCAUGACUCUUGAUCUCUCUCCCUUAUUCCGUAAGUACCAGACCACUCAUUACAUUUGUAAUAAACUGUGAAAAUAUAAGAGUCACUUAUCUUAUUCACAACUGAAUGAACAUGGACUUUUGAAGAUCUAAUGUUGAG